AGUCAAAAGAAGAUAAAUUUUACUGGUCCACACGAAAAACCCUCAAAUCGCACAUGCAUAGCUGUGCACCAUUCAGGUCUUCAGAGAGUCAGUUGGGGAAAGUAGGGAGAUUCAAACUUCAUUUCAAAUCCUUGAGACUCCACCUGCAAGCUGAGUCAGUGACAUACAAACACACACAUAAAAACUCUUCCUGGAGAUGAUGAUGUCUCGAUUGCGUCCCUCACUCCCUCACCUGUUGUCGGUGAGGCUGCUGGGUACUGGGACCUCCAGGACAGUGGCGGUCAGGCAGCCGGACCUUCUCUCUGCGACUCUGGCCUUUGAGGAUCCCAGCGCCUUCAGGGUAAAGAGUUGGGGUGAGCUGCUCCGUGCUCUGGGCAUCUUCCGCCUCUGUUCCUUCCCUGUGCUUGUCAACAACUGUGGGAAGCUGAUGUCGGUGGCGCGCACCCUCCUGGGGAGGAGGGGGUUCUCUUUGCUCUUGCGGCCCACCGUGUAUGCACAGUUUGUUGCCGGUGAGAAUGAGAGUGAGAUCUCUCAGUCCAUGGAGAAGAUGAGCUUGCUGGGACUGAGGCCCAUGCUGGCGGUACCAAUUGAGGAGGAUCUUGGGGAGAGCACCGGCGAGAAGAGAUAUGACGACAACAUGGAGGCCAUGUUGGAGUGUGUGCGGAUAUCACACAGCAACGCCUGGAGCAAAGACCCGAUGAUGCAGCUGAAGAUGACAGCUCUGCUCAGCCCGGAGCUGUGUGUGAAACUCACAACCCUCAUCAACCAACGACCAUAUGACCUGAAUCUUCUAGUCAGAGCUAUGGAUGGAGAGCCAAUCAAAUUCCCUGGUUUAGAUGAACGUGAAGUUGCCCAUUUCCUCUGUGGCCUGCAGAGACUCAACAAAAUAGCAGAGGCAAGCGUGAACAAAGUCAGAGUCCUGGUUGAUGCGGAGUACACCUACAUGAAUCCUGCACUCUCUCUUGUCACCAUGGCGAUGAUGAAGAAGUUCAACAAAGAUGGUACCUGGAUUUGGAACACAUAUCAGUGUUACCUCAAGGAGUCCAGGUCGCUCCUAUUAGAAGCUCUGCGGCUGUCAAACAAUGAGAGUUUCUGUCUGGGGGUCAAGUUGGUACGAGGAGCCUAUAUGGACAAAGAGAGGAAGCUAGCAGAUAAGGAGGGUCGCAUGGAUCCCGUUCAUAAGUGCUGGGAGGACACCAAUGACAGUUACAACGGCUCACUGGAUGUGAUGCUGGAAGCCAUUUCACAGAAACCUGAGCGGUACAGGAUCAUAGUCGCCACUCACAACGAGGAGUCAGUGAGACGAGCAGCCAAACGAAUGGAAGAGUUGGGGGUUGACAGUGAUGGAGGCUCAGUGUGUUUCGGCCAGCUGCUGGGCAUGUGUGAUCACGUCUCCCUCACACUGGCAAAGGAGGGCUAUGCAGUAUACAAGUCAGUGCCAUAUGGCUCAGUGGAAGACACGCUCCCCUACCUGGUGCGUCGGGCUCAGGAGAAUCGCACCGUGUUGCAGGGGAUUCGCAAAGAGAGGGACCUGCUGAGGAAAGAGCUCUACAGAAGACUGAGCCUGAGGGGAGGCAGCCAAUAGGCCACCUGCUCAGAGGGAAAACCCCUUUACACCUCAAAUUAAUAUGUGUCUCUUGUCCAGAUUGUAUAUCGAGAUAAUCUGAUUACAUUCACACCCAAUAUUAUUGCUCCAGUGUUCACAUUGACAUUAAUUGAGAUCUGAUCGCUCUCUCUGAAAGGGCUCGGUAGAACCCACCAGCGCUGCAUUAUGUAUUAUCAGCCUCAAGACAUCGCCAUUGAGGGCCAGAGGGCCCAAAAAUGUGACUCUGAAGAAGAUCUACACUCGCACACACACAGCGGGAUGAGGAGAGGAGACACCGAACGCAGAACUCAUAUUAAUGCCAAGUGUAAAGGGGAUCAAUGAAGAGGCCUUGGUGCUGAGCCACUGGACACACUUGUGUUAAGGUUCGGAAUCAGGAAAUGUUGUAGAAUAAGAAAUCAACAUGGGAACAGUUGGCCAAUUGAAUGUUAAAAAUCCAUGCACACUUAAAUAUUUCCUGAGUUGUUAUGUUUGCAAUAACCAAAGCGCUCAUAUGAAAGCCUAAUCUUCUGUAUGCUGAUGAAGAAUUAAAGUGAAUGAAAUUAAUCCAAUGAUUAUAUGACAACCGAGAACAAUUAGUGCAACACUGUUUUGUUAUGUGUAACGGAAAUUUGUUCAAAUACAUGUAUAACUGUUGCUGUCAUUACAAACUGUCAAUAUCUUUAUGUUUUAUAGUAAAUUACGUAAAUGUAUUAAAUAGUUCUUUUCAUUUUGCCCGCCGGUGAAACAGUUCUUUUAACUUUUGGUAAAACCACAAAAUAAAGGGAAACUGUUAAAGCCUUCAAUCCUUUGUUCGCUAACUAAGAGGCUACAUCAUACAAAACUGUAUUUGUAUACAAACAUGUAAUCAAACAACAAAAGCUGUUUUUAGACAGUUUUGAAGCAACAAAUAAUUAGCAAUUAAA
Messenger RNA from Anoplopoma fimbria (sablefish), 2508 nucleotides. It is a transcript of the gene prodh2, whose product is annotated as proline dehydrogenase 2. The transcript has 11 exons. The coding region runs from base 197 to 1585 and encodes 462 amino acids. Gene Ontology annotation, cellular component: mitochondrion. Lineage: Eukaryota; Metazoa; Chordata; Actinopteri; Perciformes; Anoplopomatidae. Gene Ontology annotation, molecular function: proline dehydrogenase activity; FAD binding. The record is from RefSeq and is a predicted model, not a curated record.